This is a messenger RNA of Suillus subalutaceus, 527 nucleotides long. RefSeq lists its product as uncharacterized. The annotation marks the transcript as partial. The transcript has 3 exons. Lineage: Eukaryota; Fungi; Basidiomycota; Agaricomycetes; Boletales; Suillaceae. The record is from RefSeq and is a predicted model, not a curated record.
UUGACAACAACUCAUCGGAUUGAGUAGCCGUUUGGAGAUCAGGUCUCUGCUGGCAUCAUCGCUACAACAGUACAUACAAGCAAGGCGUCUUCGAGAUCCUAUACAUACCUGAAUCCCCUCCUGACAGAUUCAUUCACAUCCUCACAAAAACAAUGCGGUUCUCCUUUGUCCUCGUCAUCGUUGCUACUUUGAUAGCAUCAGUAUCUGCCAGUGACGCUGCAACUGAGCAUUGUCCUAUCUUUUGCACUCAUGAUCGCCACUGCAGCAGCGGCGUGGUAUUGGUUAUUCGUUGGGGUGUGCAAGAGGUUUUGAACAACGUGUUUGCUUCUGAAGCCGCACGAGCAAUGGAGAUAUUGGAAGAGUGGAGAUCUGUGGUGUCUUCCGUUGCCACCGAGCAAGACCAUUAUGUACUGUGCCAACGGGACGUGCGAAGAUACCAGCAGUUAGAGAAUGAAUUAAUGACACCCCGUUGUGGUUGCAAUAAUGGAGCAUCUUGGAAUUGCAAGUAGUCAUCGAUGUCAUCCUCU